Drosophila innubila is the source of this 563-nucleotide messenger RNA. Its product is annotated as UPF0545 protein C22orf39 homolog. The record is from RefSeq and is a predicted model, not a curated record. The transcript is spliced from 2 exons. NCBI's taxonomy places the organism in Eukaryota, Metazoa, Arthropoda, Insecta, Diptera, Drosophilidae. Bases 59 to 532 code for a protein of 157 amino acids.
UGUAAACAAAACACAGCUGAUUGACUUAAUUUAUUUUCUUAGCGCACAUUUUUAUAUAAUGUCUGCGAAAAGCGAAAAUGCUGAGACAAAAGAAUCAAAUACCAAAGCAAAAUUAGAUGAUACGUGGGCCAUUCGUCCAUGCCACUUGUAUAAGGAUGAGUAUGACGAUUGCAGCAGUUUCAAGGCACGUUUCCAUCAAUACUUCAUAUAUGGCCAGGACACAGACUGUUCCCAAUGGCUGACGGACUUUACGAACUGCGAGCGUUAUGAAAAAUCCAACGGCAAUGAUUUGGAAGCUGGUGCUGCUGUUAUCAAAAGCGAGGAGCAGCGACGACUCACACGACUGCGUUCACACCUUGCCAACGAUACGUGGGCAAAGCGUAAACAGCCGCCAGAAGAUUGGGCCAAGCCGCUGCCCGAAUGGCUGCAGAAACGCAAUGAGAACACAUACUUGGAGCUGAAACAAAAGGAGCUGUCCGGUGUGGCCACUGAAACCCCCGAAGAGCAGCGUUCCUUCUGUGCCAUCAUGUAAACAAUAAAAGAAAGGUCUAAAACAUGAAAAA